Ascochyta rabiei is the source of this 852-nucleotide messenger RNA. RefSeq lists its product as uncharacterized. The record is from RefSeq and is a predicted model, not a curated record. Bases 1 to 852 code for a protein of 283 amino acids. The transcript has a single exon. Lineage: Eukaryota; Fungi; Ascomycota; Dothideomycetes; Pleosporales; Didymellaceae.
AUGACCGACGAAGCCCUCAUUUCCAAAGAUGCACCAUCGCGCAAACUACCAAUGCGCGUCCUCGUCCUCGGGCUGCCACGCACCAACACAUCCUCCCUGAUCUCCGCACUCCGGACCCUAGGCUACCACCCCUACACGAUGCGCUCGCUCGUCACAGACCCAACGCACAUCGCCGUCUGGCAAGAAGCGGUACACUCGACACAGCACGCCUCCGGUCUCCCCCUACCCAUCAACGACAUCCUCUCCGACUACGACGCCAUUGCCGACCUGCCGGGGUGCAUGUUUGCCGAGCAACUCAUCACGGCGUACCCGCGCGCCAGAGUCGUCUUGACGACGCGCGCGUACCGCGAGUGGGAGAAGAGCAUGCGCGAGAGUAUCUGGGUGCUGUUUACCUGGCGGCUGUUUGAGCUCUGCAGACUCACUGGAUUGAGUAGGAUGGCGCCGCUGAUCAGGCUUCUGCACGCGCUGUUUGGCGUGCAUAACGGAAAUGUGUAUGGUGGGUAUGAGACGAGGAGGGCGUACGAGAGGCACAAUGAGAGGGUGAGGGAGCUUGUGUCGAGGGAGCAGCUGUUGGAGAUUGACGCCGAGGAUGAAAGUGGGUGGGAUGAGCUGUGUGGGUUUUUGGGCGAGGAACGGCCCGAGGUCGAGUACCCGAGGUUCAAGGAGGAGACGGCGAUGCGUGCUGGGCUGGAACAGACGUGGUUCUCCAUGGCGAGAUACCUGGUGCUGAUGGUUGUGCUGCCGGGUGCGGUAUUCAUCAUGGGAACGGCGCUGUACACAUACGCGGAUGAUCUGGUUGCUGCUAGGGAUCAGUGGAUUCUUGCUCCGUUGAAGGGGUAUCUGAACUCGUAG